This is a messenger RNA of Amaranthus tricolor (Joseph's coat), 1025 nucleotides long. Its product is annotated as histone H2A-like. The record is from RefSeq and is a predicted model, not a curated record. The transcript is spliced from 2 exons. Gene Ontology annotation, molecular function: DNA binding; protein heterodimerization activity; structural constituent of chromatin. Gene Ontology annotation, cellular component: nucleosome. The coding region runs from base 333 to 788 and encodes 151 amino acids. Lineage: Eukaryota; Viridiplantae; Streptophyta; Magnoliopsida; Caryophyllales; Amaranthaceae.
UCUCAUAAUUUAAGAUGGAGAAACAAUAUAGUGAAUAAAUACAAAAUUCGUUUUAUUCAAAUCUUUUCAAACUCGCUUCUUAUUGGUUCAUUCAAAAGCACACGGAUCGCGCUCUACAUAUUUUUAGACCAUCGAUACAUUCUAAUCUAACGGCUCAAACCCACGAUCCGCUCCGCACAAUAUUUCCCACUCUCAAAACUGCACUAUAUAAACAUUCUCCCUCCGUUCUAGAAUACCAUUGUAUUUAAAUUUCUUUAAUCUCAGUCUCUUCUACUUUCUCAACCAAAAAGCCUAGAUUGUUUUAGAUAAAGAAAGCUUUAAACAGCACAUUAAUGGAUACCGCUGGAGGAAAGGGAAAGAAAGGAGCCGCUGGAAGGAAAGGAGGAGGCCCUAAGAAGAAGCCAGUUUCAAGAUCUGUUAAAGCUGGAUUGCAAUUUCCAGUUGGAAGAAUUGGGAGGUACUUGAAGAAAGGAAGAUAUGCUCAACGUGUUGGUACUGGUGCUCCUGUUUAUCUUGCUGCUGUUCUUGAAUACCUUGCCGCAGAGGUGUUGGAGUUGGCAGGAAACGCAGCAAGAGACAACAAGAAGAACAGAAUCAUCCCAAGGCACGUUCUUCUUGCAGUGAGGAAUGAUGAUGAACUUGGAAAGUUGUUAGCUGGAGUAACAAUUGCUCAUGGAGGUGUUCUUCCAAACAUUAACCCAGUCUUGUUGCCCAAGAAGACUGCAGAGAAGACUCCUAAAGAGCCCAAGUCUCCAUCAAAAGCAACCAAAUCUCCAAAGAAAGCUUAGAUUAGAUGAUGAUGAUAAAAAUGGACUUGUUGGUUCUAGUUUAGAGUUAUGAUUUCUCUAUUGCACUUUGUAACUACUAGUUAGUUGGAUAAGUUUAAACAAGAAUAUGAAAGAAUAGGGUAUAUUGUAAUGAUGAUGAGCUAAGGUUUGUUCUAUGGGUAUUGGAUCAAUAAUUUAUUGAUUUUCCUUCUCUUGUAUGAAAUUAAAUCCUAAAUUAUGAUUGUCUUUUUCUUUCAA